Messenger RNA from Ruditapes philippinarum (Manila clam), 2433 nucleotides. Its product is annotated as phosphoinositide 3-kinase adapter protein 1-like. Gene Ontology annotation, molecular function: fibroblast growth factor receptor binding; transmembrane receptor protein tyrosine kinase adaptor activity. The record is from RefSeq and is a predicted model, not a curated record. The transcript is spliced from 14 exons. The coding region runs from base 143 to 2200 and encodes 685 amino acids. NCBI's taxonomy places the organism in Eukaryota, Metazoa, Mollusca, Bivalvia, Venerida, Veneridae. Gene Ontology annotation, cellular component: cytosol.
AAAUGAAGAGAAGUUUUAUUGAAUGCUUAUGAAUGGAGUGUUCACAUUUAAAAUAAUAUAUUUACAGUAGAUCGUGCAGUAUGUAACAAAAAAUUUGACUUUGUAAAUUUCAAAUAGACACACAGACAUUUAAGGCGUAACUAUGGCAACAUCAAAACAUGUGAUCAAGGAAAAGAAGGAUAUUCUUAUCCUGUUUGAGGAGAAAGAUUCGAAGGAUUGGACACAGUUUAUACAGGAAUGUUUUACAGACUGUCCAAAACGUUUGUUAAUAGAUGUGCUAGACUUGAAUACAAAUAUUGAUGAGAUCAUCUCCCAGGCAUCAUCAUACUGGAUGGUACUAGUGAUAAUUUCUAACGAAAUGUUGAAAACAAUGGAAUCAAAGGCUAGCGUAUUGAAUCCUUGUCUGCAGAAACAUCCUAGUGUAUCUGCUAUAAAGUUGUACCUGGAAAAGGAGAAAUUUAGUAUAAAAUUCCGCCAGGAUUUUAAGAGUUGUGACCAGUGGAAAGAGUUUAUUGUAGGAGCCGAUACCGAUGUAGAUCAUGUACAAAAAAUCAUCUCAGAGAUUAUAAAUGAACUGGAAAAAGUGAAUACACCUGAAAAACAUACAUCAGAAAAACAUACAAGGAAUAGAAUACACUACAUAGGUCCUGACCAAGUUAGACAGGGUGGUGAGACAAUGACUCUUGUAUUAAGAACACCUGUUACUAAAGGUCAGUGUGUUCAGGUACAGGUUGGAGCUGAGAACACACCACUGAUUGAUACCAAAACUCUAAAUACUUACUGUUUCACAUUUAAAGCACCAGCUCACAAGGCAGGCAGAGCUGAUGUCAGAUUAUUAAUUGAUGGGCAGAAAAUUUGCAAGAAAUCUAUUUAUUAUUCCUCAAUGACCCGGUUUGCCUACACAUGUCCGGAAUUUUUAUGUCAGCUCCUGGGUUUAAAUCAUGAUGAUAAAGCUGGUCUAGAUACAGAACUAACAAACAUAUUUAACAACAGUGCUCCACAAGAUGGUUCUCUACAAUGCCUUCUGACACCAAAAAAUCUUCAAGCCACUUCUACUGGUGGCACAGAAGGUCGUGGUGAGUUACCUACCUUGUUACAUUUUGCCUGUAAGUUUGGUUUAAAUGACCUUGCUGUUAGUGUGAUGGAUACACCAGGAUCUAGUAUAGCUGUAAAUAUGGACAAUGAACAAGGUUUGACACCACUCGAUAUUGCUUUAGAAACCAACAAUGAGGAAUUGGUCCAGUAUUUGGAGAGCUUUGUGGAAAUGCACAACUAUGUGACGGAGAUAGAAGAUCUGUAUGAGAGGAUGAGUGGAGGAAAGGCAUUAGACCCUUACAUAAAUCUAGGUGAUGGCAAAAAUAAAUACCUUCAAAUGGGGAGACCUAGUGAUGUUCAGGAAGCCUAUGUGGAAGCAAGAGUGGCUAGUAGAUUAUCUGAUUAUGAAACAACCGAUGCCCCGCCCACAUUCCCAGGGGGCCCUGAGGAAGUUGCUGAGGAAGAUGAUAUUCCACCUGAAGUACCACAGCGGCCUCAUGCAGCGAAAAAGCCAGUAAAAGACACAACAUCCAGCCAACAAACAUAUUAUAGAGAACCACCAAGUGUCAUGGAUCAAUGGCCAGCUAUACCAGAGGAUGAUUUUUUUGCAGGUAAAUCUGAGUUGCCCUCUCAUAGCAUGGGCUCUACAAAUCUUGAUGAGUUAUCCGAGUAUGGUGAAGCGUUUAAGCGUGGAGAUUUUAGUUUAGAUGAUAUUGAACGACUGUAUAAAGCCUGGCAUGAAAGAAAUAGAGAUGCUUCUUCCUCCUCUAUCAAGGAACGAAAGAAACAAUUGGAUGAAAUGAAGGACACAUACCAGAGUUUAAUGUCUGUCAAGAAAGGAGGAGCUGCAAGGAAAAAAUCAGUUAUGUUUUGGAAAAAGAAAGAAAAACCAAUUGAAAUAGAUAUUCAGCACCAUGUACAACCAAACAAGUAUGAGUCCUGGACAAUUAUGAGAGGUACUGCACCUCCUAGAAGUCACCGUGAUAGCACUGUCAGUAAUAUCUCCAACACAAGCUCAUCAAGUUCAAGCUCGCGUGACAGUGCUCUAGGACCUGUAACAGAAGUUGACAGUGAUUCUGACAAUGAUGCUCCAUCAGUUCCUGUCCGCAGAAGGUCUGAAAAGACUCAGUCAGAACUUGAGAUAUAUGCUCAAUUACAUUUAUGAAUGCUUUAUCAACAGGAAAAGAAGGAGAACAGGCAGUCAUGGGGUGACCAAUUCUUGAAGAAAGUACAGAACCGACCAAACUCUCGACUACCAAAACCACCACCCACCAACCCUGUGUACGUUCGACAUAAACUACCAACUAUGCCAGAAAUACCUCCUAGACCUCCUAAACCAAGGCAUUACACCGAUUAGUGAAAGAUAUACCUUGUGGUUGAUUAGUUUAAGCAAAUUUU